Molecule: messenger RNA, 2475 nt
Organism: Pimephales promelas (fathead minnow)
Lineage: Eukaryota; Metazoa; Chordata; Actinopteri; Cypriniformes; Leuciscidae
Product: serine protease FAM111A-like
Biological process (GO): DNA replication
Cellular component (GO): chromatin; nucleus
Source: RefSeq, a predicted model, not a curated record
GAGGAGAACAGACGACACGUACUGCUUUAUUCUUCUGCUUCAUUUUAGCUUUAACUGAAACACUGAAUCUUGAGCUACACCAGCGGAGGAAAAAAAAAAAAUGGAGAAGAGCACCGCUCGUGAUCGACAUCAGAUGAAAAUUUUUAACUAUUUUCCGCCGACUGACAGCAACAGUGAAGCCAGAAGGGCGUCACAAACUGGUGAAAAUGCACAGAAAAAAACAAAUCUUACAAGAAAGAAAAAAGGAAACAAUGUCCGUGGCCCUUUAAAGGAAAGGAAGAACGGUUUUAGCAAGGAUGAAGUUAAAGAGGGUCCAUCAAAAAGCCAUAUGGAGCAGUGCAACGAGGGGUUUCAAAGCCACAGUUUCAUUUUCCACUACAAAAAUCAGAGUCAUGCAGUGGCGUGUGAUACAUCCAAGACUGUGCUUGAUGCUCUCAAUACAAACCAGACUUUCAGGAAGAGUAAAAAAAAAAACAUGGAGAAAGAAAUAGUCAUCAAGAGAUCCAAAGGAGAAGUUCUUAAAGCUGCUGUGAAGAGCGAUUUCCCCUGCUGUCUUAUUGAAAAAGAUGAGCUCUUAGACAUAACCUUCAUCAAAAGUACCGGAAAUGUUGAUACAAAGAAAACAACAACUGGAAGGCUUUCAUUCUCCAAUGAAUCAGAAAACUUAGUAAUAUUUUACAUUAAAACAAAAGGAGGGGAUAAAGUGAAACGCUUAAUGAAAAACCAUGAGCUGAGGAAUGAAGUUGAGUAUGUCUGUGUGUACGCAACCAAAGAACAGAAACUGAAGGAUGCUCUCCGGCGUGACGGACGCUUCAUCAAUGUCAUAUUCAAGAAACAGUGUGCACUCCGUGAGUUAGGGAGCGAGACAAUCUAUGGAAUGUCAAACACUGUAGAGCAUCUUAAUGGAAAGCAUUUUGAGAUCAUUGUCAUCAGUGAUAAAAACGAGCCAGACAGCCAAGAAGACUUAUUGAGUGAUGUCAGCACUGAAAUGAACGAAGCUUCAGCCGCUGAUUUGAAAGAAAACGUUGAUUCUAACCAGCAACCCGUCAACUCUGAACAAGAAGAAACUCAAAAGAGAAACACAAUGAAAUCCACAAAUUCGUUUAAAAUAAUUCCACACUCGGAAGAGAUUCUCCGAAUUCUGCGUGAUCAGUUUCCAUUUUUACUGGAUAUAUUAUUAAAGCGGCAAGAGAAACCAAGGAAAAAAUCUGAGGUCCAAAGCGACACAAUAGUCUGCAGAGCAGAAUAUGAUAAAAGUGUUGCGAGUUUCUCUGAGGUGUAUAAAAUAAAGCAGCUCAUGAGACUCUCUGACUCGGUGUGUCAGAUUCGAGUGGAGGGAUUCGCCAGAGGAACCGGCUUCCUACUCUUCGGGCAAUAUAUUCUCACUAACGCACAUGUUAUUUGGGAAUUUCUCGAAUCUCCAGACAAGCUUUCUUUAGAAGCUGCAUUUGAUUUUGAACGUCUGGACUCAAAUGUGAAGCUGGUACGGGUCAAGAAACAGAUUGCUGCUUACUGUUACAUAACAGACCCCAACAAUAGGCGUCUUGACUUUGCUCUUCUUGAACUGGAUGCUGUUGAUGAAAUCACAGGUCGUCAUGAGUUGCUCAGUUGUUUUAGUCCUGGCCCCCCUCCUAGCCGCGGUGGGAUCUGCAUUGUGGGACAUCCAGAAGGUGGGAUUAAGAGAAUGGACCCCUGCUUCAUCAUUGGGAAAGAUAAAACACAAGAGGCUGCAGAUAAACACGUAUCUGAGAAUCGGGAUUUCAUUCAUGUGAUCACACAGAGGAGUUUGGAAGAUAGAUGGGACAUUUAUGAGAACCAGAUUAAUUAUAACUCUUGUUUCUUUCAUGGAUCUUCUGGCUCUCCAGUUUUUGAUGAACAAUGCAAACUGAUUGGUGUGCACACUGGUGGAUAUGUGUACCCAGGAGAAAAAGGUAAAACUAGAAGCGUUAUUGAAUUUGGCUAUUCCAUGCAGCCCAUCCUGGAUAUGAUCAGAGCACAGGCUAGGAUAAAAGGUUUGCAUGAGAUCGUCAAUGUCUUAGAAGCCUACAGCGAUAAAAGCUAUGAGUAUGGAACUGCGGAUCAGGAGAAUCAGACCGACUUUGAGAUUGAAGAUGAUGGAAGAUUUUUUCCUUGGGAAAACAUGACAUCAAGCCUUCAAUUCUGAGAGAUUUUUCAUUGUCUUCAUAAUGGGGUUUCUCAUAUCAUAUAAUUCUCAGUGAUUGUGUGUUCAAAGGCUUGGUUACCUUUUUUUUUUUGUUCCUUAUUUUUACCUUACACUUGGUUUCUUUUAUUUUUGACAAGUGUAAAGUCAUGUAUCUGCAGGUGUUUGUGGGUCUGACUCCUAUGAAGAGAGCAGACAGUAAACAUUGUUCAUUUGGCAGAGACUAAAAAUACAGUAAUAAUUUUUUUUUUUUACAAGUUUCCUUACAUUGCUAUUAAUACAGAUGUGUGUAUUCAUAUACUAUCUAUAUUCAU